This is a messenger RNA of Mauremys mutica (yellowpond turtle), 1888 nucleotides long. It is a transcript of the gene THG1L, whose product is annotated as tRNA-histidine guanylyltransferase 1 like. The record is from RefSeq and is a predicted model, not a curated record. The transcript has 5 exons. Bases 1124 to 1642 code for a protein of 172 amino acids. Gene Ontology annotation, molecular function: tRNA guanylyltransferase activity; magnesium ion binding. Gene Ontology annotation, biological process: tRNA modification. Lineage: Eukaryota; Metazoa; Chordata; Testudines; Geoemydidae.
AGCUGUACUGUGCUCAUCACCAUAGGAGCUGAGGCCUGGUCUAGAGCCAAAACUUAGGUCGGCCUCGCUACAUCGCUCAGGGCUGUGAACAUUUCAUGCCCUGAGCACUAUAGACAGGUUGACUUGGUCAUGGGUGUAGACAUGGCUAAGUUGACUGAAGGAUUCUUCCAUUGAUGUAGCUACUGUCUCUUAGAGAGAUGGAGCGAUGGAAGGCUGCACUGUGGUGCUUAAGCGGCACGGGUGCAGCGCUUGUAGCUAUUCUGCUCUAGUAUCUGUAGUACAGAUGUACCAUGAAUGCCUUCCAGUAGAGCAUUAAGCAGCAUAACUGCUGUUUGUUCUCUCCUCCUCUCCCCAAGGACAGAAAUGUGUGCAGUGGAAUGACUUAUUUUGGUAGUGUGUGGGUUUGGGAGAGUGUGACCGUCCUCUCCAUAAGCGAUAAGGCAGUGGUUCUCAGACUUUUGUACUGGUGACCCCUGUCACAUGGCAAGCCUCUGAGUGCGACCCCCCCCCUUUAUAAAUUAAAACACCUUUUUAUAUAUUUAACACCAUUGUAAAUGCUGGAGACAAAGCGGGGUUUAGGAUGGAGGCUGACUGCUCGCGACCCCCCAUAUAAUAACCUCACGACCCCUUGGAGGGUCCCAACCCCCAUUUUGAGAACCCCUGCAAUAAGGGGACUGUAGUAGGCUGGGCUGUGGGUUGAUUUGAAGGGCAGUUAAAUAGUUGGUGUCUGAUCUUGAUGAGGGGGAGAUUGCAGUGUAUGGCAGGCAGAAGCAGGAAGAUUUUCUCAUAGUGUUUUUGACACCUGGAGGGGGGUUCAUUGACUUCCAAAAAUUCUGUUUAUGCCAACAUGUUCUGAGGAAAUAAAUGUGAUGAAAACAAGUAUUUAGGUUCUUGAAUAUCUUUUAUGAGGUUAAUUUCUGUUGAAUCUCUAUUCUCUUUGAAGCUUUGCUGAGCAACAUGGCUUCAGUAAGCCUAACGAUGACCGUGCCCUCCAUCUGAUGACUAAGUGUGCCCAGACUGUGAUGCAAGAGCUGGAGGAUAUUGUCAUGGCUUAUGGACAGAGUGAUGAAUACAGCUUUGUUUUUAAAAAGAAAAGUAACUGGUUUAAAAGAAGAGCAAGUUCAUGACUCACGUCGUCUCCCAGUUUGCCUCCAGUUAUGUUUUCUACUGGAAGGAUUAUUUUAAGGACCAGCCACUCCUGUAUCCACCAGGAUUUGAUGGACGAGUUGUCUUGUAUCCCAGUAACCAGAAUUUAAAGGACUAUCUCAGCUGGAGACAAGCAGAUUGCCACAUUAAUAACCUCUAUAAUACAGUGUUUUGGAUGCUUGUGCAGCGAAGUGGCUUGACACCAGUCCAAGCACAAGACAGAUUACAGGGAACUUUGGCUGGAGACAAGAAUGAGAUUUUAUUUUCUGAAUUCGACAUUAACUACAACAAUGAGCCCUUGAUGUAUAGGAAAGGAACUGUACUAAUAUGGCAGAAGGUUAACGAAGUCACUACAAAAAGAAUAAAACUGCCAAAGGAAACUGAAGAGAAGGAAGUUGAAGUGACACGGACCAGGACUAAAACUGUCCCACUGCACUGUGACAUCAUUGGGGACCAAUUCUGGGAGGAGUAUCCAGAAAUCCUAGCUGAUAGCUGACCUUCCUAGUUUGAGUUCUUGUGCAAAUAACAGGAAACAACUUAUCUGCAUGAGCUUCUGGGAAGCGAGGACUGUGGGGUGAGGCUCAGAUAAUUUAACUUUGUAAUUCAGCAUCCACAUUUUGAGCGAUACUGUCUUAGAAACAUUGUCCUUGCCUCUCAUGCAGAUAUGUCUGCCUGCAGAAGCUAAAAUCAUGUUACUUUCAAAGGGCAAGAACUUUUAUAUAAAAUUACAAAAUUAACCCUU